CGUUUCAAUUUCACUCCUUUGGAGAGCUGUUGAUUUUCUUUGCUCUCCUCGGAACCCCCAUCCUCUCUCUCUCUCUCUGAAGGUCUGAUCUCGUCUGGCUAUUCCACCUGCGGGUGGUGGUUCUGUUACGAUCUCGGUACAAGAAUUGCUUCUGACUGAUUACUUCCUUAGUUUGGAUGCUCUUGGGGGGAUUUGGAGGGGAUGGUGAUGUUUAGAACCAAUCCUUCGGAGGAUGGCAGUCGUCAAGAGCGCCUCGCCGGGUGGGACAUUCAUGGGUUUCAUACUAUGGAAGAUUUGGAUAUUGAGAAGAUAAAAGCGGAAACAUCAUCCCGGUGGCUUAGACCAAAUGAAAUUCAUGCGAUAUUGUCGAACUAUGCAAAGUUUACCGUCUCUGUCAAGCCUGUUGAUUUGCCACCAAGUGGCACCCUGGUUUUGUUUGAUCGUAAAAUGCUUAGGAACUUUCGGAAGGAUGGCCAUGUUUGGAAGAAAAAAAAUGAUGGCAAGACAGUCAAGGAAGCUCAUGAACACCUUAAAGUUGGUGAUCAGGAAAGGAUACAUGUCUAUUAUGCACAUGGUCAAGAGAAGCCUAAUUUUGUCCGCAGAUGUUACUGGCUGCUUGAUAAACAUCUUGAGCGCAUAGUCCUUGUUCAUUACCGUGAAGUUCUAGAGGAUGAUGCACAAAAAAAAGAAAGCAAGGAACCUAUGCCCCUUUCUAGUCAAUCAUGCAUCCUGCCUGGCUCUCCACUUGUUCCAACAAGUGUUGGUUCUUGUUCUGGCAACUCAGUCAAAUAUGGUUCUCCACAAGAUUCCACAGUUCUAACAGAUUCUUAUGUUUGUUCAGCUUCUCCAAUCAGUGGUGCCAGAGCGAAUCAGAUAAAUGAAACCAUGUGCAUUGGCAAUCAAGAAUUUGCAAUUAACGAUGCUGGCUUUGAUUUGGAUGAUCUUUUUGAAUCACAAAUAUUCAGUACUCCUGUGAGAGAAGAAGCUUUACCUGGAGAUACUACUUUGGGGACCUAUGAAGACAAUGUUAUGUAUGAAGGAGUAGCUUCAGGUGUUACUGGAGUUAAUGCCUCUCAACCAGAACCUCAUGGAACAUUCUUUACUCACCCAAUCGAUAGGUUCACUGGAAGAGAUGGAGAUGAAAUUGUAAAAGAAGAGAAAGAUGCAGCCCGGUCAUACAUUUAUCAUAAUAGUCCCUUACUUGGAGCCACUGACAUGCCUCUAGUGAAUGCUUUCCAAUCUCAGGAAAGCUUUGGAAAGUGGAUGGACUCUGUCCUGAUGGAUCCUUCGUCUGAACCUCUGGUUAAGGAACAACUACAGAUUCCAGCUUCAUCUGGUGGAGAAAUCAAUUCUCAUCUAGUAGAUCGACCACAGCAGGAUAGAAUUUUCUCAGUGACUGAAGUUUUGCCUUUACGUGGUUUGGCAACUGAAUGGACAAAGGUAUUGGUGACCGGUUGUUUUCACAAAUCCUACAGUCAUCUUGUGGAAUCUAGAAUCCUUUGUGUUUUUGGUGAUACAUCUGUUCCUGCUGAGAUGGUUCAAGCUGGAGUGGUUCGAUGUAUGGCUCCACCACAGUUGUCUGGCAUAUACAGUUUUUAUUUAAGCUUUGAUGGUCGUGUUCCUAUUAGCCAAAUUAUGUCUUUUGAGUACUAUCCUGCUCCCAGCCAUUCAGCUAAUAAUGGAAUUUCUGCACCAAAAUUUGAUGAAUCUAAAUGGAAUGAUUUUGAAGUGAAAAGAAGGCUUGCUCAUUUACUCUUCUCAACAAGUAGUGGUGUUUCUAUCUUCACAAGCAAAGUGUCUCCAAAGACAUUAAAUGAUGCCAAAAGAUUUGCACAAUCAACAUUGUUGCAUGAGAAAGACUGGAUGUCUUUGGAAAAUUCGAUGGAGCUCAAUGAAGCAUCAUUUUUGAAAGCUAAUGUUAGUUUACUGGAUCUGACUUUGAAAACCAAGUUGCAAGAGUGGCUUCUGGAGAAGCUUAUUGAAGGACGUGGUGCAAUUGUUCGUGAUCAUCAGGGUCAAGGAGUUAUUCAUUUGUGUGCUGUUCUAGAUUAUAGAUGGGCCAUUCACUUGAUUACCGAGGCAGGGAUAUCUAUUGAUUUUAGAGAUGCUUCUGGGUGGACAGCACUUCACUGGGCUGCAAAUUUUGGGAGAAAUGAAAUGGUCGCUGUUCUAUUGCGUCAGGGUGGAGAUCCAAGUUUGGUUUCUGAUCCAACUCCUGAGUAUCCUGGUGGAUGCACGCCUGCUGACUUAGCUUAUAAAAAUGGUUAUAGUGGUUUGGCAGCUUAUCUUGCUGAGAAAGGAUUGACAGAACAUUUCCGGAAAAUGACUGUUGCAGGCAAUGUACGGGGUAACUUACAACAUAGUAAUUCAAUUGAGUCACCUGGUGUGGGAAAUCUUACAGAAGAAGACUUGUGUUUGAAAGAUUCAUUAGCUGCAAUGCGCACUGCUGCUGAUGCAGCAUCCCGGAUACAAGAAGCAUUUAGACAGCGUUCACUGAAACAACGUACCAAAUUAGCUCAAGAGACAAACCCUGAGGCUGAGGCCAUCCGUAUAGUUGCUGCUUUGAAGAUUCAACAUGCUUUUCAGAGGCACCAACGAAAAAAACAGAUUGAGGCUGUUGUUAGAAUACAGCAUAAAUUUCGAGUGUGGAAGGCUCGUAAAGAUUUUCUCAAUAUGCGCCGGCAAGCUAUCAAAAUUCAAGCUGCCUUCCGUGGCCACCAAGUGAGGAAGCAAUAUCGUAAAAUUCUUUGGUCGGUUGGAGUGCUAGAGAAGGUUAUCCUACGUUGGCGUUUAAAAAGAAAAGGCUUGCGUGGCCAUCACAUGAACCCCAACAAUUCUGCAGAUGGAAAAACUGAAGAAAAUGAUGCUGAAGAGGACUUCUUCAGGAUUAGUCGAAAGCAGGCUGAAGAACGUGUGGAGAGAGCUGUCACACGUGUUCAAUCUAUGUUUCGGUCACACCAAGCACGUGUAGAGUAUAGGAAGAUGAAGCAGCUCUAUGAACAGACGGAGUCAGGUGAACCCAUUGACCAAGAUUGACAUGAAUGAGUCGCAGGAUAGCAGACCUUCGGUGAAAUUCACCUUUGUACAUUUACUGAAAUAGCUAGAUUUUUAAUAUGACCUUUGUAAAUGUGUGUUGUCUUUGACUCACAGUGAACUCGCAGAGUUGCGAUGUUUGUAAUGCUCUAUGCACUUGAUUGGCCUACAGUUCAUGGUGUUUGAAAGGCUAAAAGAAUAAGUCAGCAGUCUCUUUGUGUGUUUCAGAUUUGUCUUUGACAGUGUUGGGGUUUUGCUGAUAUUUGUAUCCUGACAAUCAAUUUUGCAUAUAAACAACAAUAGAAGUGCUAAUCAGUUCUCUCUCUCU
This is a messenger RNA of Nymphaea colorata (pocket water lily), 3361 nucleotides long. Its product is annotated as calmodulin-binding transcription activator 6. Gene Ontology annotation, molecular function: protein binding; double-stranded DNA binding; transcription coregulator activity. NCBI's taxonomy places the organism in Eukaryota, Viridiplantae, Streptophyta, Magnoliopsida, Nymphaeales, Nymphaeaceae. Gene Ontology annotation, cellular component: nucleus. The transcript is spliced from 14 exons. Gene Ontology annotation, biological process: regulation of transcription by RNA polymerase II. The record is from RefSeq and is a predicted model, not a curated record. Bases 202 to 3036 code for a protein of 944 amino acids.